CCAUCAAUGGUCAUUUUGGACUCACCUUUGCUUCCUCUUUUUCAUCAGUCAAUACAUCAAGAACAACGGGGCCAGCACCAACAACAACAACAGCAGCAGCAGUAUCGGUCGUUAAUUUCCCCUUGGAUGAUGCCUAUUGCUGGUGGCGUUAACGGAGCCUUGAUGUCAUCACAGCUUCCAUCAUCCUCAAUAACUACCAAUGCGUUCAUCCCAUGCUGUCAGGUAUAUGGUUCUACAUCGCCAAUGCCGUUCCUUCAAUGCAUGGUGCAUUCUUGCGUUGAUAGUAUAAGUGCUACUGAUACUAUGUUUAACACUGAUGGAGCAAUGAAUCUAGCCCAAAGGACUGUAGUCAACGAAGGGACAAGAGAAGCAAAAGAGGAUGUAGGAGAAAGAAAUAGAUACUUGUCCCCCCACAGUAAAAGCGAACGUCGCAGGACGCGCAGAUCUUUGAACCAAGGAAGCUCCAUAAAGUCAUCCUCACCAUCCUCUUCAAUAACGAGUUCGAGUUCUCCGACGCCUAGUUGGGUACCCCAUCCUUCAUAUAUAGCAUCAUCAUUACUGGCAUUACCCACAAACACUAUUUCAUAUUCAUCAGCACAACCCAUCUUAAGUCCGCCUUCAUCUUAUUUAUCCUCCUCAACCUGCUCGUCUUCACUUCCAUUUUUGCCUUCUUCAACCAUUCAUAAAACUACUACCGUACAAUCGACUCCCAUAUCUAACACAACGAUAAGAAAGCCCUUUCCUCCAAAAUUUUACAUCAUGGAGCCUUAUAAACAUUCAACAGCAAAGAUCGAUCGCAGAUCCUUUAAUUCUCGAAAGGAACUCAAACAGGCACAGGCUAGAGAGCUUUACUCUAAUCAGGUUUCAUAUUAGA
This is a messenger RNA of Lobosporangium transversale, 874 nucleotides long. RefSeq lists its product as hypothetical. The transcript has a single exon. Lineage: Eukaryota; Fungi; Mortierellomycota; Mortierellomycetes; Mortierellales; Mortierellaceae. The coding region runs from base 7 to 873 and encodes 288 amino acids. The record is from RefSeq and is a predicted model, not a curated record.